Poeciliopsis prolifica (blackstripe livebearer) is the source of this 5951-nucleotide messenger RNA. RefSeq names its product hemicentin-1-like. Lineage: Eukaryota; Metazoa; Chordata; Actinopteri; Cyprinodontiformes; Poeciliidae. The transcript is spliced from 16 exons. The coding region runs from base 385 to 3264 and encodes 959 amino acids. The record is from RefSeq and is a predicted model, not a curated record.
AGUUAUUAAGAAUGUACGAUAAACUUUAAGUCAAAACAAAAUGUUAACGACAAGCCAAUUAAACAAUUUGACUUGAUACUUAUUUGAGUCAGGAUCCAGUGUUUGAUAUGAAGCCAAGGCGCAAAUUCAAACUGGAACCUGGAUCAUCCAACCGGUGCAUGCUCUUCACUUUUGAUUAAUCAACGCUGGUCCAAGACACGUCACGCCAAGUCCCAUCUUAUACGGACCAUCAUCCAUGGCGUCUUCCGCUUUCCAGCAGAGCUCAAUCUGUUCAUUCGCACGCCUCAGUUUCUCAGCAAACCUUCUCACCAGAUCCCUUUCUCCGUGAUUCCUUGUCCUUCCACCUCUAACCUCGUCUUAAAAGCCGCAUCCUCUCGGAGUUGCAUGAGAAAUUCUUCUGGCCUCGAUCAUUCCAAGCAGCUUCUCCCUCCGCUUGCUCGCCUGACUGGGAUCCACCGUCUCCUACUUCUUCGCCACCUCCUCCACGGUAUAUCUUUGGCAGGCCGACACAUAAAUCCACCGUCUCCAUCCUCGAGCAGCCUUUCUUCGUCUUCGGCCCUGGCUGGGCCCGCCAAAGUCUCGCCGCACCGAUCUACCGGUUGCCGUUCCCUCCCAGCCUUUUCACCGGUUCCCCGCCCUGGUUCAGCCUCGUCAACAGCUUCAGCCCGGUUCAUCAGCACCUCCCAUCGGAUUUCUCACGCCACGCCCGCCUCGGGCUUCCGGGCGGUGAAACCUUCCUGUGAUGCCAGACAGAAUGGAGCUCAGUGUUUUGGAGCUUUGGGAGGAGCAGUAGACAUUCAGCUGAUGGUCAACAUGUUAGCAAUACCCAUAAUCCAUUGGAAGAUGAAUUCCUCUAUAAUAUUCAUCUGGAGGUAUGGCAGAAUGGUUAGAAUCAAAGACAACGUAAUUCCCGUUUUUCCCAGUAACGGAACAGUCAGGAUCAAUGACCUGAGAAGGAAUGACAAUGGUGAAUAUCAACUUGAAAUGUUUGAUGGAAAUGGAAAAAUAACAGGAAAGAAAACUCUGCAUCUAUCUGUUAUAGCUCCUGUGUUUCCUGUUCAGCUCGUCCCUCAGUGUUUAUCUCAGGGACAGAUGAAGGUGUCCUGUGUGACUCAAGGUGACAGUCCUUUGUACAGCUGGACUCUGGAUGGACACAAACUGACAGACUCUAAGAUCUUUUCUGGAAAUACUGAGGCCAACAUCAUCAUUCUGAGACAUAACAUACUAGGACAUCUGGUCUGUUCAGUCAGGAAUGAAAUCAGUAACUCCUCCGAAGGGAUGAACUUGACUCACUGUGUGGUGAAACCUUCCUGUGAUGGCAGAAAGAAUGGAGCUCAGUGUAUUGGAGCUUUGGGAGGAGUAAUAGACAUUCAGCUGAUGGACAACAUGUUGGAAAUGCCCCACUUUGAAUGGACAAACAAUAACUUUGUGAUUCUACAUUGGAGGUUUAACUCAGUUGUUAGUAAAAGAAGGAACAUGAUUCCCAUUUUUCCCAGUAAUGGAACAGUCAGGCUCUAUGACCUGAGAAGGACUGACAGCGGUGAAUAUAAACUUGAAAUAUUUGAUGGAAAAGGAAAAAAGACAGGAUGGAGAAUGCUGAAGCUAUCUGUCAUAGCUCCUGUGAAUCCUGUUCAGCUCGUCCCCCAGUGUUUAUCUCAGGGACAGAUGAAGGUGUCCUGUGUGUCUCAAGGCGACAGUCCUUUGUACAGUUGGACUCUGGAUGGACGUCCACUGACAAACUCUGAGCUCUUCUCUGGAAAUACUGAGGCCAACAUCAUCGUUCUGAGACCAAACAUCCUCGGACAUCUGGUCUGUUCAGUCAGCAAUCAAGCCAGUAACUCCUCCGAAUGGAUGAACGUAACUUACUGUGCGGUGAAAACUUCAUGUGAUGGCAGAAAGAAUGGAGCUCGGUGUUUUGGAGUUUUGGGAGAAGCAAUAGACAUUCAGCUGAUGGAUGACUUGUCAGCAGCAGUUAGCUUAAAUUGGAUCAUGAAUCGUGUUGUGAUUCUAAAUUGUAUAUUGAACAGAGUUGUUACUAAAAAGAACAACAUAAUUCCCGUUUUUCCCAAUGAUGGAAUAGUGAGGAUCAAUGACCUGACGAGGGAUGACAGUGGUGAAUAUAUACUUUAUGUGCAUAAUGAAGAAGAUAGACUGGAAAGGAAAACUCUGCAACUUUCUGUAAUAGCUCCUGUGUAUCCUGUUCAGCUCAUCUCUCAAUGUUUAUCUGAGGGACAUAUGAAGGUGUCCUGUGUGUCUCAAGGUGACAGUACUUUGUACAGUUGGACUCUGGAUGGACACGCACUGACAAACUCUGAGAUCUUCUCUAGAAAUAAUGAGGCCAACAUCAUCGUUUUGAGACAAAACAUCUCAGGAUAUCUGGUCUGUUCAGUCAGCAAUAAAGUCAGUAACUCCUCCAAAGGAAUGAACUUAACUCACUGUGUGGUGAAAACUUCUUGUGAUGGCAGAAAGUCUGCAGCUCAGUGUUUUGGAGCUUUGGGAGGAACAAUAGACAUUCAUCUGAUGGACAACGUUAAUGGAACAGUCAGGAUCAAUGACCUGACAAGGAAUGACAGCGGUGAAUAUUACCUUGAAAUGUUUGAUAGAGGUGGAGAAAAGACAGGAUGGAAAACUCUGCAUCUAUCUGUUUUAGCUCCUGUGUAUCCUGUUCAGCUCGUCCCCCAGUGUUUAUCUAAGGGACAGAUGAAGGUGUCCUGUGUGUCUCAAGGUGACAGUCCUUGGUACAGCUGGACUCUGGAUGGACACAAACUGACAAACUCUGAGCUCUUCUCUAGAAAUAAUGAGGCCAACAUCAUCGUUUUGAGACAAAGCAUCCUAGGACAUCUGGUCUGUUCAGUCAGCAAUCCAGUCAGUAACUUUUCCAAAGGGAUGGACUUAACUUACUGUGCGGUGACACCUUCCUGUGAUGGCAGAAAGCCUGGAGGUCAGUGUUUUGUACCUUUGGGAGAAGCAGUAGACAUUCAGCUGAUGGACAACAUGUUAGCAAUACCCAUGUUCCAUUGGAUAAAGAAACAGUUGGUGAUACUCAAGUGGAGGUUUAACAAAGUUGUUGGUGAAAAAAGCAACAUAUUUCCCGUUUUUCCCAGUAAUGGAACAGUCAGGAUCAAUGACCUGAGAAGGUCUGACGCCGGUGAAUAUAAACUUGAAACGUUUGAUGGAAAAGAAAAGGACAUCAUCGAGAACUCUGUAUCUAACUGUUAUGGCUCCUGUGUCCUCUGUUCAGCUCGUCCCUCAAUGUUUAUCUGAUGGACGGAUGAAUGUGUCAUGUGUGUGUCGAGGUGACCUUCCUCAAUACAGCUGGAUUCUGGAUGGACACAAACUGAUAGAGAGGAGCUUUGAGGCCAAGUUCAUCGUUCUAAAACAUAACAUCCUAGGACAUCUGGUCUGUUCAGUCAGGAAUUCAGUCAGUAACUCCUCCAACGGGAUGAACUUAACUCACUGUGCGGUGAAACCUUCCUGUGAUGGCAGAAAGCCUGGAGCUCAGUGUAUUGGAGCUUUGGGAGGAGCAGUAGACAUUCAGCUGAUGGACAACAUGUUAGAAGUACCCAACUUCAGAUGGCUAAAGAAUAACCAUGUGAUUCUAUAUUGGAGAUUUAACAGAUUUAUGAUUAAAAAUAACAACAUAAAUCCCGUUUUUCGCAUUAAUGGAACAGUCAGGCUCAGUAACCUGAGAAGGAAUGACAGCGGUGAAUAUUACCUUGAAUAUUUUCAGGAUUCAGGAAGAAAGACAGAAUGGAGAACUCUGCAACUAUCUGUAAUAGCUCCUGUGUCCUCUGUUCAGCUCGUCCCUCAGUGUUUAUCUCAGGGACAGAUGAAGGUGUCAUGUUUGUCUCAAGGCGACAGUCCUUGGUACAACUGGACUCUGGAUGGACGCCCACUGACAGACUCUGAGCUCUUCUCUGGAAAUAGCGGGCCAACAUCAUCGUUCUGAGACAAAACAUCUCAGGACAUCUGGUCUGUUCAGUCAGCAAUCAAGCCAGUAACUCCUCCAAAGGGAUGAACUUAACUCACUGUGCUCCUGUGUCUUCUGUUCAGCUCGUCCCUCAGUGUUUAUCUCACGGACAGAUGAUGGUGUCAUGUGUGUGUCGAGGCGACCUUCCUCAAUACAGCUGGACUCUGGAUGGACGCCCACUGACAGACACUGAGCUCUUCUCUAGAAAUACUGAGGCCAACAUCAUCGUUCUGAGACAAAACAUCCGAGGACAUCUGGUCUGUUCAGUCAGGAAUCAAGUCAGUAACUCCUUCAAAGGGAUGGACGUAACUGACUGUGGCUUCAUUUUCAUUAACUGCACUUCAAAUGGGACACAAAUAGCCAAAUGGGUGUAUAAAGAAAAUAACACUCUGUGUGUUGAACCAACAACAGUCCCUCCAACAACUAAAUAUACUAGUGUGGGUAAGAAGACACAGUCAAAUACUUCUGCUAGCAGCCCUAACAGCAAUGAUCCACUUUUGAAUAUUAGUAAGUGAAAAUGACUAAAAAUCUCAUUGAUAAUCUCAUCCUGUGGUGUGACAACUGCUGGAGUCAUCCAGCAAAAAAUACAAUCUACGAUGAAAACUCAUCAGUUUUAUGAAACUAAUGAAGUUUUUUGUCUUCAAUCAGAUUCGUCCUCCUGGCUCACUUUGGGAUUGCGUAGUAUUGCUGUGGUUCUUCCUUUAAUUGUCCUUUGUCUCUACUUCACUUGGAAGCAAAAGAAAUAUGAAAAAGCCAAAUCCUCUUCCAUCCCACCCACAGUGGAGAAUCCAGAGAACUCUGUUCUGAUGGUUCAACUGAACUCUGCACCUUAGAUGGAUGACAUUAUGACUUUAAUUUGUAAAAAAUAAACACAAGCUCACAGAAAUAGUUCUGGGAUUGGCUGCCAUGUUUUAUGAAUGUUUUAUUGUGCAACAUUCUAAAGUGUGAUUUUUAAAUUUUGUUAAAGUGAAAAUUUUAGUUUAAUUUCUUUCUUGUGUUAAAUAUUGUCAAAAUUCCGUCUGUAUGAUUUUUUUUUAAUGUAUUUUCCAAUAUUAUCAUACUUUCAAUAAAUUGGCAUUCAACUAAUGUUGAGUUGUCCCAUGAGCUUCUUAUGGUGUUUUUCACCUCCCUUAUUUCCUAUUUUUUGUGUGUUUUUCAUACUUAAGUAAUACUAACUUCUAAGGACGUCUUACAUGUGUGGGAACCACUGAAGUAAAAAGUAGUAGUCAAAUAAAACCAGCAGAGAAAAAUAUAAACUUCACUGAAAAGACUCAAGCUAAAAUGUGAUGAAGGAACCUUGUAGCCUCAGAGACAACGGUUAAGCACACCAACACAGUUUAAAGAUGAUUUUCUGCUUAUGAAAGGAUCUUACAGGUUCUUUGAAUCAAAUUAUAAAGUGCAAACACUGGGCCCUAUCUAACAGGCUUUGUACAACUCUAGAUAUUUGACAAAGAUAUGUUAUUAACAUCUGAAAGCAGCUGAGCGCAUGAACAGAAGCUGAACGUCAAGCAAACAUGGAAGUUGUUUUUGUUUUUCUUGAUGCAACUCGAACUGUCUUCAUCUGGGAAGCUUUAAAUGUUUGUACAAUAAAUAAACCACAAGUUACAGAAAUUGAGUUUCUUUGAGUUAAGCACUAUUCUCAGAGAAUGAAAGCAGCUUCGACUCUUUUUAAAUAUCAGAAGAAGCCGAAAAAUUGGCGAGUGUUUCAGUAAACUUUGCAAGCUUUUCAGACAUAUUGUGGAACUUUUAAAGAACAGAAGAAUAUUUUGUUCCUGCAAAUGGUGGUGAUGGCAUCCUGUUCGCUCAGUCUCUCUUUUCUCUGCUAUAAUAUCUGCAGAUAAUACAGCUGAAAAGUUGUAAUAUCUGCUUUUCUCUUGACUUCUAAGGCAACCUUUAGAAGUCCAGUCAAGUCACAGCUUCAUCACCUGGUCAUUGUGGUUAAUUCAAUUAAACUUCAGUUGUUCUUUAUGAAAGAUCUCCU